Messenger RNA from Solanum verrucosum, 708 nucleotides. RefSeq lists its product as uncharacterized. The coding region runs from base 1 to 708 and encodes 235 amino acids. The transcript has a single exon. NCBI's taxonomy places the organism in Eukaryota, Viridiplantae, Streptophyta, Magnoliopsida, Solanales, Solanaceae. The record is from RefSeq and is a predicted model, not a curated record.
AUGCAGUGGAAACUCAAGCUUUUACCCAACCCAAUAUUGGUCAAGUUUCAACCCGAGGUAGAUCAAUAUGAGGAGAUGAAGAAAGAUGUCAAGGUAAAGGUUGAUGAUGUGUUAGCUAGAGAGAUUCAUGAUCUUAAGGAAGCAAUGAGAAACCUCCAAACUACUAGGAGAAACCAAAGCCUAGAAUAUGAGGAUAUGUGUGUGCAGCCUGACAUUGACUUGCCUGUAGGGUACAAACUGUCAAAGUUUGAUAUAUUCAAUGGAAUUGGUGACCUUCACACACAUCUAAGGGCAUAUUGUGACAAACUGGUAGGAGUGGGGAUAGAUGAGAGGGUCAGAAUGAAGUUAUUGUUAAGAAGUUUAUCUGGUGAAGGUUUUGCUUGGUACACACAACAAGAUCCCCAUAAAUGGCAUGGUUGGAGUGAUAUGGCACAAGACUUUAUGGAUCGAUUUAAGUUCAAUACUGAUAUCACACCAGAUAGGUUCUACCUGACUAAGUUAAAGAAGAAGUCAAAUGAGACAUUUCAUGAGUAUGCUCUACCUUGGAGGUCACAAGUAGCUAGAGUCCAACCGCCGAUGAGUGAAAGUGAAAUGACUGCUACCUUCAUUGAAUGCCAAGAUAGCAGUCUUUACUAUGAGAAAAUGAUAACCAUGAUGGGAAAAAAGUUCACAGAAAUCAUUAGAAUAGGAGAAAUCUUGGAAGAAUGA